Messenger RNA from Myzus persicae (green peach aphid), 1336 nucleotides. RefSeq names its product tetra-peptide repeat homeobox protein 1-like. NCBI's taxonomy places the organism in Eukaryota, Metazoa, Arthropoda, Insecta, Hemiptera, Aphididae. The record is from RefSeq and is a predicted model, not a curated record. The transcript is spliced from 2 exons. The coding region runs from base 53 to 1153 and encodes 366 amino acids.
GUGUCCAAUAAUCAUCAUUCAACGGGAUCACUUCCAAAAAACAACACUCAACAUGAAAUUCGCAACAGCUCUAGUCACUUUGGCAGUCGUAGCCCUCGUCCGGGCCGAUGCGUCCAGCGCCGACAAGAAGACGACCAAACACGAAAAGAGAAGCUUGGGAGGUUUCGGUUCAGGACUAGGACUUUCCGGUCUCGGCUACAGCUCCGGUCUCAGCCACGGCUCCAGUCUUGGCUACAGUUCGGGUCUCAGCUACGGCUCCGGUCUUGGCUACAGCUCCGGUUUGGGAUACGGUUCCGGUCUGAGCUCCGGCUACGGUCUGGGAUACGGUUCCGGUUCGAGCUAUGGUUCCGGCCUGAGCUCCGGCUACGGUCUGGGAUACGGUUCCGGUUCGAGCUACGGCUCCGGCCUGAGCUCCGGCUACGGUCUUGGCUACGGUUCCGGUUCGAGCUUCGGUUCUGGUCUAGGAUACUCUGCUGCCGCUGCUGCUCCCGCACCGACAACCGGCCCCAUCGUUCCAAUCUCCAAGGAAGUGCACAUCAUCAACCGACAUGCCCAACCUGUGUCCGCCCCAUACCCAGUGCCAGUAACUCACGACGUUGCCGUUCCCGUGCCACAUGCAGUGCCUUACCCAGUCGACAAACCAUACCCAGUCAAUGUACCCGCCCCAUACCCAGUUCCAGUCGAAAGGCCUGUCCCGUACACAGUCGACAGACCCGUUCCUCAUCCAGUACCAUCACCUUACCCAGUCCCAGUAGUCCGUGACGUGCCAGUUCCAGUAUCCAAGCCAUACGCAGUUCCAGUCGUCAAACAAGUCCCAGUACCAGUGGCCACUCCAGUCGUCGUGCCCGCCGUCCAACAAGCCACACCAUUGAUCUCUUCCGGUUACAGCGCAGGACUUGAAUCGUCUGCAAUCGGAUACGGUUCUGGUUUCGGUUCCGGAUACGGUUCUGGAUACGGUUCCGGAUACGGUUCCAGCUACGGUUCCAGCUACGGUUCCAGCUACGGAUCCGGUUACGGACUUGGAUCUUCAGCCAUCGGUUACGGAGCGUCAUCAUACGGUUCCGGAAGCCUGUCCAGUGGAUCUUUGGGAUACAGUAGUGGAAGUCUGUCUUCGUAUGGACAUGAUGCUCACAGUUUCGAUUACAAGAAAUAAAACACUCGAAUGAUUCGCCUACCCUUGCAGAAAUUACACUGCAUUGACGAAGAUUAUACUUAAGAUUUAUAUUGUACCGUGUAUAUUAUUGUGUAUACACAUAUUAUGUUCUUAGACAAUUAUUACAAUUUUGUUUUUAUAUAUUUUCAACUUUGUUAAUGACCGAUAGUUAUUGACUGAAAU